UGAGGAAGCGUCGGUCGCGGUAUGGAAGACGACAAAUCGUAGUUUCGAGAAGAAAGACGACAGCACAACACACGUAGCAGCCUGUUUUGUCUGUGGAGCCAGCUGAUCGCAGCGUGAUGAGCAACAUGUCGGGGGUUCACAACCUGAAGGGCAACAAUGAUAUGAGCGAUGACAACUUCUCCGACGAUGAUGAGAAUAGUCCCCUGUACGGCGGCAGCCAGCGAGCUGUGCCGGAGACGAAAGGAUGGGACGUGUUCCGCAAUCCACCCCCGAAGACGGACAGCGGGUCGAUGGCGAACCAGCGAUGCCUCGAAAUCACCGUCAAAUCGCUCAAGGUGGUGGCGUACCUGCUCACCUUCAUCAUCGUCCUGGGCUCCGGGGUGAUUGCCAAAGGCACCAUGCUCUUCAUGACUUCGCAACUUCGACCGGGGAAGACCAUCACCUACUGCAACAAGGAAUUG
Molecule: messenger RNA, 461 nt
Organism: Gryllus bimaculatus (two-spotted cricket)
Lineage: Eukaryota; Metazoa; Arthropoda; Insecta; Orthoptera; Gryllidae
Source: the annotation of a GenBank genome assembly